Molecule: messenger RNA, 2072 nt
Organism: Cheilinus undulatus (humphead wrasse)
Lineage: Eukaryota; Metazoa; Chordata; Actinopteri; Labriformes; Labridae
Gene: serping1
Product: serpin peptidase inhibitor, clade G (C1 inhibitor), member 1
Exons: 11
Coding region: 155-1948 (597 amino acids)
Biological process (GO): negative regulation of endopeptidase activity
Molecular function (GO): serine-type endopeptidase inhibitor activity
Source: RefSeq, a predicted model, not a curated record
CUAACAAUCACAGAUAAGCUAUUGUUGGUUUUAUCUCAGGGAAGCAGACGGUGAGAGGUUCUUUGGAAUGAAAGGAGAUUAAUGUGGCAGGAAAAAUAAAAAGGAUUUUUUUAAAACUUGACUAAAUCCGGCAUCAUCUGGAAAUUGAAGAAGUAUGCAACUACCGACCACAUUUUGCUUCUUCUUGCUGCUCAUUUUUGAGCUUUCUUCAUGCACGAUAAUCCGGGUGAUAUCUGGUUCAUCUCUGGAGCUGCCCUGCUCACUUCCGAUUGCUUACCAUGGAUCAGCUAUCACCUGGACAUUCAAUGAUGAAGAUAUAGGUCAGCUAAGGUCUGGAUCGACUAGAUUUAAAAGGGAUGGCUUGGUUCUCUCUAUAUCUUCUGUAUCUGCUGCCGACCAUGGCAAAUAUGCGUGCUUUGUAAAGGAGAAUGACAUGGAAAUAGGCAUGAGCUACAACAUUGAAGUUGUUGCUAUAAAUGCCUAUACCAUUAUGAUACCUGAAGGACAAGAUGGUCACCUCCCGUGCCAUCUCCCAUCUUCCGGAGGGGUCACGGCUGGAGCACUUUGGUUCAAAGAGACGAGUGCAGGCCAGAGGACUAUGCUGGACCUCGAAGACAAUUCAACAGACGGUGAGAAAAAACUAGAACGGCUUUAUCCAGAUGAUCCGGAUCAGUCCAUCAUACUCAGAAACACUGUCUUGGAGGAUGCUGGUACCUACUACUGUGAAUCUGCUGAGGGGGAGACACUGAUCACUCUAUACAUCUAUGUUAGAGCUGCACCUACCGUUGCUCCACACUCAUGCACUGGUUUGGACAAACCAUGGGAGCCCUGCCCAGAUGAAAACAGUCGCAUGGAUGAGCCCAAGCUGAAGGAAUCCCUCACACAGUUUGCCUUUGAAACGUAUUCUUAUCUCAGACAGUCACAACCCCACAGCAACCUGCUCUUCUCUCCGAUCAGUAUUGCUGGGGCACUGACCCAUUUGUUGCUAGGUGCCCGGAAUAACACUCGCAAAGCCAUUGAGACUGGGAUCCGUGUGACUCAUGAUUUUUCCUGUGUUCACGUCCAGAUGAAAAAGCUGAGAGAAAAGUUGUCUGGCUCCUUACAGAUGGCUUCUCAGAUCUUCUAUAACUCGCAAAUGAAUGUGAGCGAGGCCUUCACUAACCAAUCCAUUGAGUUCUAUGAGGCAGAGCCAACAAGACUGCUAGAAAACAGCGAGGACAACACACUGAUGAUUAAUAGCUGGGUGGCAAAUAAGACCAACAACAAAAUCACCCAUUUGGUUGACGAUGUAGCACCAAGUACACAGCUGAUCUUGCUCAAUGCCGUCUCCUUCAGCGGUCAAUGGAAAACGAAGUUUAACCCAAACCCCAAGAAAGGAUCAUUUACCAAACUGAACGGUGAUAUGAUUACAGUGCCUGUCCUCUUCCACCGGUAUUACAUGACAACUGUGACAUACAGCGAACAGCUAGAGGCACAGGUAGCCAGCUUUCCUCUCAGUAAUGACAACAGUCUUUACAUCGUGUUGCCCCGUUCCAGUACCGCCACUGGCCUGCUGCAGGUUGAGGAGAACUUGACGGAUAAAGUUGUGAUUGACCUGGUAGAAGAACUGAGAACAACACCUCCUGAAAAUGUUGAGGUCAUGUUGCCUAAGAUCAAGCUUGAUGUCCAACCAGACCUGAGCAUGUUGCUCAGAAAAUUAGGCCUGUCCUCACUCUUUGAGGAUGCCAAGCUGUGUGGAUUGAACUCUGAGGAGACUUUUGUCCUUGAUGAUGCCAGACACAGAGCUUUCCUUGCUCUGACUGAACAGGGGGUUGAGGCCGGAGCUGUCACCAGCUUUUCCUUCUCUCGCACCCACCGUUCCUUCUUUGCUCUGCGGCCUUUCAUCAUACUGCUGUGGAGCAACCAGGCCAAUGUGCCACUCUUUAUUGGGAGAAUAACUGACCCAUAAGAGAGAGGAAACGUAUAGGAGGCAAAAAGAAGCAGAAAUUAGUGGGCCUCACAUUAACAAAUAUACAAGCCUGGAUGUACACUAGUUCUAAGCGAUGAUGAAUAAACAUUAAAAAAAAACCUUG